GCUAAAACACUUACGCCGCAUAGAGGUCCCAUUAUCAUCUCCCUUCGCGUUAUUGCCUAGAUGUAAAAAUAGCCAAGGAAAUUUCUAAAAUAAAAAAUCGAAGGAAACUGAUGCUGGACUAAGCACGUAUUUUUUAUAGGAGGGGUGAGAGACAGAAAGGAUAGGAAGGGAGGGUAGAGAGAGAGAGAGAGAGAGAGAGAGAGAGAGGAGGAGGGGAGGGCAAGCAACAAGAAAUUCAUAGCAAUUAAUAAUAAAAAAGAGUUGGCAGUCGUGCUUGGAAAACUGGCAUGGUUUUUGGAGGCUGGCAGUUCAAAGUUGAAACGUCAGAAAUGACUCCAGAAGUCUGUUGAGAUGAUCAUUAAGGGAGACUUAGAUCGGAUGGCAGAAGAGCUCGGGCAUCCAGGUGGUGGUCUGAAGACAAUGCUGGAUGCCAUGGAAGUCCCAAGUCAUGCUAGGCACCUCCUUUUGCAACUCAACACACAGCGCACCAAGGGCUUUCUCUGCGAUGUCAUCAUCGUGGUGCAGAACGCCUUGUUCCGAGCUCACAAGAACAUUCUCGCUGCCAGCAGCCUUUACCUGAAAUCCCUGGUUGUCCACGACAACCUCAUCAACUUGGACCAUGAGAUGGUGAGUCCAGGAGUCUUCCGGGUCAUAUUAGACUACAUAUACACCGGACGCUUGAGCGAGGGAGACCCGACCUCUCCCAGUGAGCCCAACCUCGGGGCAGUGCUGGCAGCAGCCAAUUACCUGCAGCUGCUGGACUUGGUGGCCUUAUGCAAGAAAAAGCUGAAGAGGAAUGGAAAGUACUCGCACCCCGGCGCAGCGUUUUUACCGUACAAACUGAGCAGUGGCGAGAUGGUCAGGGGAAGAUUCCGCGUGCCCACGCCGGUCAUCCAGCCGUGUUUCCCCGGGGCGAACAGCCACACGCCACGCCCGGCCUCUCUGGAGGACAUGCCCCAGCACCAGCUGCCUCGCCACGCCGGGGAGCUCUACGCGCCCAUCUCCGGUCCCCAGGCGUACUCCGGCCUGCAGCAGGGCCUACCCUCCCAACCGGGCCUGCGCCUCCCAUCCUCCGAGAGGAACUGUUCCCCCAUCUACGGCCUGGACCUUUCCAAGAAGAGCCCCAGCUCUCACUCCCAGCACACACCGUCCCACUCCCACCUGAGCCACUCGCACCACCCGGACGACGAGCCCGGCGGCCGGCCGCAGAGUGGACGCGACAGCCCCAUGCUGGUGUCCAACCACUCCGACAAGAUGGAGACCGGCGAGCACCCGGGCGGACCCCUGACCCCCCACUCGCUCCCGCGCCUCAACCAGCCGCUGGCACCCCACCUCCCCCACCUGCAGCGCUCGGGGCCCCAGAACCAGGAGGCCUACCCCUGCCCGCCCAGCCCCGACACCCCGGGGGACAACGGCGAGCGCGGCCGGGACCGGGUGAGCGUCUACCGCUGGGUGAAGAACGAGCCGCUGUCCUACAACCCCGAGGACGAGGAGGAAGACGAGGAAGACGAUGAGGGCGAAGACAUGGCGGACAGGGACAAGGACAACAACCACAAGGGCAACGAGGUCGGGUACAGAGGGGUGGAGUGCGACGGCGAGGACGAGAAGAGCGGCUCGGGGAGCGAGGAGACGGGCAGCAGCGAGGGCCGGCCGUCGCCGCCUGGUGGCAUGGGGAGGUACCACGUGCCGUUCGAGCCCGAGAGCUUCGGCGACAACCUGUACGUGUGCAUCCCCUGCGACAAAGGCUUUCCCAGCUCCGAGCAGCUCAAUGCCCAUGUGGAGACUCACACCGAGGAGGACCUCUACAGCAACUCCGAGCUGGGCAAUGGUAAGGGCAACAGUGGCGGCGGCACCCCCAACGGACCGCCCAACCACAACAACAGCAACAACAACAACAGCCUGUCCUACCAGGACAGCAAGUCCGGCCAGAUGCUGCCGGCGGUGGGCAUGGGCGAGAUGAUCCGGCCGUACCGCUGCUCCAGCUGCGAGAAGUCCUACAAGGAUCCGGCCACGCUGCGCCAGCACGAGAAGACCCACUGGCUGACCCGGCCGUACCCGUGCAGCAUCUGCGGCAAGAAGUUCACGCAGCGCGGCACCAUGACGCGCCACAUGCGCAGCCACCUGGGCCUCAAGCCCUUCGCCUGCGACGCCUGCGGCAUGCGCUUCACCCGCCAGUACCGCCUCACCGAGCACAUGCGCAUCCACUCGGGCGAGAAGCCCUACGAGUGCCAGGUGUGCGGCGGCAAGUUCGCCCAGCAGCGCAACCUCAUCAGCCACAUGAAGAUGCACAGCACCGGCGGCGCGGGCACGGGACUGACCGCCGACGGCAAGCUCAAGUUGGACUUCUCAGACGGCAUCUACCCGCUGACCAAAUACACGGCCGAGCACCUGGGCCUGAAGCAGGAGAAGGCCUCGGAGCUGUUGGCCCAGGCCUCGCAGCACCUCCUGGAUGCCAAGACCAUCGAGAGCCUGUACCCGCUGCACAAGCUGGCCGUCGAGCACUUGGGGCUCACGCACGACAAGAUGGACGUCAUGGCCCAGGGCCUGCCUCCACCGCCCCCACCGCCACUGCCCCCCAUCCCUGGGGAAUCUCGCACCAUCGACCGCUACUCGCCCAGCUAAGGAGGAACUGGCAAAGCGAAAGGAAAGAGAAAAAAGCAAAGAAAAGGAAGAAAUUAAAACAGAGCCUGCCAAAGCAACAAGUUUCGGACGAGUCUCGAUUGGCAUUGUCAGGGACGCCUUUCUGAAAUACCGCCUACAGUAUUUUUUCAACUCCACUCACCUCAGCUUGUUCUAAAGACCUGCACCUCAGAUUUAGGAGGCCAAAGAAAGCAAUGGCCAAAAUAAAUGCACACAAAACUUGACACCAAUAAGUGCCUUUUCCUUACCAAUUGUGCAUCGCAUGCAAAGAAAUAAAACUUCCUAAAAGGAGAACUGUUAUUUAUAUGGUUUUCGACCAUGGACACAAACAUAACAGUGCAGUAUUUAUAUGACAACUCUUUUUUAGCUAAGCCAUCGAGCCAGAAAACAAAAUUCAUAACCAAAAAAAAGAUUGUUUUUAUUUAUUUUUUUCUUUUGUAUGUAAAAGAAAGCCAAAUAAGAAAAUUGUUCAAAUGUUACAAAUAGUGUUGCAACCACACCCUAAACCUGUGUACUUAGAGUUGUUAGUGUAUAUAUAAAAUGAGGAAAAAAAGCACAUAUGAUCAAGAUUCAGGGCUUCUGUCCAGGACUGAGAGGGAAUUUGGACAAAAGAAAAAGCCUUUGGGAUUUUACAGAAAUUGGAAGACUGUAUUUUUUUGAAAGACUUGACGGAGUACUGGAUUUUCUCCUGUACCUCACUUUCCAGCUUUUGCCAGCUCUUCCAGUCAAAAGGGAGCAACAAACUGAAGAGCGAGAGAGAGUGUUUGUUCCAGCAUUUAGGUAAUGUGAUCUAAGCUUUGUUUUCUGCAUUUGUUGCCCAGCCCUUCCAAGCGUUAUAUGUAACAGCCCACAACAAUAGUAGCGCUAUUAUUUUUCUAAGCAGUGCCAUAGCCUUUUGAACCCUUCAACUUUUUACAUUGUAUUGUUUAAUUCCACUCCUGUCAGAGCACCAAGUGCCUUCAAACUGUUUUUGAAAGAGUAGCUAGUACAACCCUGUGAUCUCACAACUGGGAAAUCAUAGUGCAUACCCCGAUCAUGACAUCGUAAUCCCCGUUCAUGCAUUUUAAUCCAUCUGCUGGGUUAGAGUAAGCAUGGGUGUGUCAAAGCCAAAAA
Molecule: messenger RNA, 3753 nt
Organism: Alosa alosa (allis shad)
Lineage: Eukaryota; Metazoa; Chordata; Actinopteri; Clupeiformes; Clupeidae
Gene: hic1
Product: hypermethylated in cancer 1
Exons: 2
Coding region: 352-2622 (756 amino acids)
Biological process (GO): regulation of transcription by RNA polymerase II
Cellular component (GO): nucleus
Molecular function (GO): protein binding; RNA polymerase II cis-regulatory region sequence-specific DNA binding; DNA-binding transcription factor activity, RNA polymerase II-specific
Source: RefSeq, a predicted model, not a curated record